Molecule: messenger RNA, 2103 nt
Organism: Colletotrichum lupini
Lineage: Eukaryota; Fungi; Ascomycota; Sordariomycetes; Glomerellales; Glomerellaceae
Exons: 16
Coding region: 1-2103 (700 amino acids)
Source: RefSeq, a predicted model, not a curated record
AUGCCUGUUGCCUCUCUUGCCUCGCAAUAUCUAACAAGUGGCUGUCCCAAGCCCGGAAAGCAGCGGUCAACCCCAUGUAGAACAAGCGAGCUGUACGGAAACGGUCGAUUGCAUUUAUCGAUCUGCAAAGAAGGUGCCCGGUGGAAAUAUCACUUUUCUCUUCGUCACUCACCGCCAGAUGGCGUGGAAGAUACGAGGCUGUCUUGGUUGUUAGGUUUCAGAAUGUCCAUGGCGGGCUUUGGACAUGCUUCAUGGAUGUGGCGUGUUUCAAGUCCUAGGGCCUUGUCAUUGACCGGUCAGGGAUGGUGGUUGCCGCCCAGCAGGCAGGACCAGGUGGGCAAAACUUUGGGGUGUUGGUACGGCCGCAUGAUGCACGGCCACCAUCUAAUUAACAACCCCAGUCGCGGCGCGGAAUCUUUAGGGAGCUGGUUCGACUACAGCAAGGGUCAUCAGGUACGCCUGAACAUGGAACAUGUUGAUGUUGAGCGAUCAUUACCGAGUCUGACAUCCCGCGGCUGGGAUUGUUUCGGUCAAACAAUAUCAUGCGGAUUUUCUGCCACUAACAUGUAUCUUGACCAUCAAGUCAUGGUCAACCUGGACGGCAGACCAGGCUCAGAUGGCUGGACAGGCUCAUUGCACACUUUAACGACGCAUCUAAGCACCGGAGCAGAGGACCAAAAAGAUGGCGGACAAAAGCGUAGGCUCGGAUGUUUACUGUUGCCGGUCAGGAUUUACCUCCAACUUGGCAUCAAAGGUCCCGGGGUGCCUGGAGAGGGAGGUGCCGUGCGGAUAGAGCCUGGAGUCAAGUCUAAGUGUCAAAGUCUAGGAUCCGACAGGGGGAGAGUAGACAAGGUGAAGGAGAUUACGACAUUGCGAGUCCCUGGUCUUGCUGGGCCGGAGAUAUGCACUCAUGUAUCCGUAAGGUACGGAUACCAGACCGUGCAGGCGUACGAAAUGGAAAUGGUCAGGAUGAGGAGGAUCGUCGAGAGCUCGGCCGGGACGACCGUCCGGAAGAGGAUGGAAGCUCAAAACAUGGGUACGUCUCCAACCCCAAAGUGGAACACUCACCACUGUGGUCCUUCCAUCUCACCCCAUCCGUCCCCCAACCCUGCUGCUCUUUCCAUCCCGUCUGGCACAAAACAUCAGGUACCUCAGGUACCUAUCCAAAAUUUGGAGGCAGUCCGUCCUUACCGCCCCGUCCUCUCGUAUGGUUCCAUCCGAGCCGACUUCGUCUCCGCCCUUUUCAUCGCCAUGUUGCGGCUUUACCGGGCUCAGCUCUCAGCCCGCCCUACCUCAAGUCACUUUUUUACGCUAUCACGGCCUUAUCUCAACAAAUUUGCCUGGCACCCACCUACGGCAACUUUGGCUUGUUUCGAAUCUAAUCUGCUGAUCGGGCCAAAUUCGACCACCAAACCUCGCUCUACCAUCGCCCGUCCAUCUCAGACCCAGCGUUUACCUCCCGUCUUCGCCUCCAACCACGCCCGCCCUCAACUUGACGAUUACGGGCUGAUCGAUGACCAGCCCGCUCUCCGCUGCUACCCGGGAUCCACGAACGAGUACAAGCAUCCUAUGGCGCCCUCUACGAGUGGUUGCCCGAGUAGGAGAACGGUCUCCUUCACCAAACGCCCCCCACCCAGUUCUUCCAGAAGCAGCUCACAGCCUUCUCAAUCAUUUCUAGUUAUCGGCAACCUCGAUUACGCAGUCGCCUUUAGCACCAAGCCUCCCGCACUGAAGGACUUCUUCACCAGGUCUGCGCCUGAUGCGCAGCAAGACGCAUCUGGGUGUGAGGCUACCAGAAAAUUGUCGCCCUUUUCCCCCGCAAUUCAUGGAGCCCGCCCUGUUCUCUCCUUCAAGGAUGCACUGAGCGUGAACUCGACACAUUUGGCCCAUGGGUUGCGACGAGCAAAGUUUUGGAUCAUCCCCGUCCAAUUUGGGGGCUUUUCCCAGGAUGGUCUUGUUGCUCUCACAAUCAUUAUCCACUUUCUGCCGACCUUUGUGUUGCUUCCUCUCCUCACACCCCAAACACCCUUUUUCCCGCAUCCGCACCACCCUUUCCCUCAAAAGUUUCUCUACCAUGUCUUUCCCCUUUCACCAGCCCCCUAG